CUUUAAAAACUAUUUACAUUUUUAGAUCAGUAUUUCGGAAACUUUGAUAGACGCGGAUCGUGAAAGUUAUUUUACGGGGUUCAUCGUUGAAUCAUUUUUCUCUAAAUUUUAGUUUUCUGUCAUUCGUGUUACAAUGAAUACUACCACACAGUAUAGCAUGCGGUGGGAUGAUUUUUCAUCUCAUUUCACUAGUGAAUUCGAGUCAUUACGGAAUGACGAACAAUUCGUUGAUGUUACACUGUGUUGCGAAGACCAUUUCAUCAAAGCUCAUAAAGUCAUAUUAUCUGCUUGUAGUCCUUACUUUAAAAAAAUACUCAUGACAAAUCCAUCAAAACAUGUAACAGUUAUCAUGCAUAAUGUGGAAUAUGAGCUUAUGAAGACGUUGGUUGACUUUAUGUAUUUGGGUGAAGUACUUGUUAAUCAAAAUAAUGUUGAUAGGUUAUUUAAUCUUGCCAAAACAUUUAAUGUUCGUGGAUUUCAAAAUGGCUUUAAUAAAAAUGAAAAUUCAAUUUUGCCUUCACUGUGUGAAAAUGUGGAGCAAGAUGUACCAAAAAAUGAAGUUAUUGAUUCAAUGGAUAACCAUGAUGAUGGAUUAUUUGCUAACCAACUGGAUCAACUUAAUCAACUUGUGAAUCCUAAUGAAAUAAUCAAACGAAGGAAAUUAGAAACAAAUUAUUGGCAACAAUCUUCUGAAACAACUCCACCAACACAACCUGAAAAACAAAGGUGCCAUUCUUUGGAUCCAAGACCAUGUCCUGAGUGUGGACGUCAGUAUAGCAGUUUGUCUAAUUUACGGCAACAUAUUGAAUUAAUUCAUAAACCUGGUUGUGUGGUGUGUCCAUUAUGUGGAAAAACCUUUAAAAAUAAGCUUUAUCUACGGCGUCAUUUUAUUAGUUUUCAUGAAAUGUUACCAUCCAAAAUGCAUAAUACUUCAGACCCAACUACUCCUUAUACUUCAAAUUCAGUACACUAUCAAUCUGAUCAAAGUCAACAAAGAUUACAAAUUAAGGAACAGUCAAAUAGUCAACAGUUAAGUUCUACUUGUUUUGAUCAAAGUAUACAUCCGCGUUAAAUAUAUUAAAUGUAUCAACAAGACUACUUUUUUUAAAAAUGUUUAUAGAGUAUUAUCAAAAGCCACGUGUUAAAGAGUACAAUUAUAUUAUAAUAAAGGCUUUUUAUGUGCAAUUAUAUUAAAUGUAUACACAUCAUUAAAAAUAUACUAUUUCAUGAUCUCCAAAUUAAGUAUUACAAAAAGUUGUACCAUAAUUUAUAAUUUUCAA
Sipha flava (yellow sugarcane aphid) is the source of this 1280-nucleotide messenger RNA. Its product is annotated as protein abrupt-like. Gene Ontology annotation, molecular function: protein binding. NCBI's taxonomy places the organism in Eukaryota, Metazoa, Arthropoda, Insecta, Hemiptera, Aphididae. The coding region runs from base 134 to 1072 and encodes 312 amino acids. The transcript is spliced from 4 exons. Gene Ontology annotation, cellular component: nucleus. Gene Ontology annotation, biological process: regulation of transcription by RNA polymerase II. The record is from RefSeq and is a predicted model, not a curated record.